AUGGACAACAUCUCGGAGUUUCUACAGUCCAUUCAUAUUGGUGCAGUCGUUGCAACUUUUCUUUUCAACAAUGGACGUAUUAUAAAAGCGGUGGACAUCUUUAACGAAUGUUUGGUGCUCCUUAACGGUAAAGCCCUAGAGACAAUCAAAGAACUUACCACACCACUUGUUAUCUAUGUAUACCAUAAACUUCUUGAUGGCUAUACUCUUAUGCACGAUCACACCCGUGCAAUAGAAUGUGGUAAAAACCUUCACGUGACACUCCACAAUAGUGGUCAAAAAGAAGAAGAAGGGAUGAUAUUACUAAAACUAUCCGACAUCUACUAUCAAAGAAGCAAAUACCAGGAAGCAAAACAAUGUUGCGAAAAGGCACUCGGCAUCCUGAUUGAGACUGGAAACAAUCACGGGGUUGGAAUAUGUUACGGAAAUCUAGGAACUGUGUUCCGAUCUGUCGGUCAAUAUACUAAGGCUGAAGAAUACCUUCAAAAAGCACUAGUGAUCAGCCAAAAAAUCGGUGACAAACAAGAAGAAGCAUCUACUUACGGAAAUCUAGGAACUGUGUUCCAAUCUGUUGGUCAAUAUACCAAGGCUGAAGAAUACCUUCAAAAAGCACUAUUGAUCCAGAAAGUAAUCGGUGACAGAAAAGGAGAAGCAUCUACUUAUGGAAAUCUAGGAGUUGUGUUGCAAUCUGUUGGUCAAUAUGCCAAGGCUGAAGAAUACCUUCAAAAAGCACUAGUGAUCAGCAAAGAAAUCGGUGACAAACAAGGAGAAGCAUCUGCUUACGGAAAUCUAGGAACUUUGUUCUUCUAUGUUGGUCAAUAUACCAAGGCUGAAGAAUACAUUCAGAAAUCACUAGUGAUCAGGAAAAAAAUCGGUGGCAAGAAAGGAGAAGCGUCAGGUUACGGGAAUCUAGGAGCUGUGUUCCAAUCUGUUGGUCAAUAUACCAAGGCUGAAGAAUACUUUCAAAAAGCACUAGUGAUCAGCAAAGAAAUUGGUGACACACAGGGAGAAGCAUCAGAUUACGGAAAUCUAGGAACUGUGUUUAAAUCUCUUGGUCAAUAUACCAAGGCUGAAGAAUGCCUUCAAAAAGCACUAGUGAUCAUGAAAGAAAUCGGUGACAAACAAGGAGAAGCAUCUGCUUACGCAAAUCUAGGAACUUUGUUCUUAUCUGUUGGUCAAUAUAAAAAGGCUGAAGAAUACCUUCAGAAAGCACUAAUGAUCAAGAAAGAAAUCGGUGACAUACAAGGAGAAGCAUCUACUUACGGAAAUCUAGGAACUGUGUUCCAAUCUGUUGGUCAAUAUACCAAGGCUGAAGAAUACCUUCAAAAAGCACUAGUGAUCAGCAAAGAAAUCGGUGACAAAGAAGGAGAAGCAUCAGGUUACGGGAAUCUAGGAACUGUGUUCCUAUCUGUUGGCCAAUAUACCAAGGCUGAAGAAUACCUUAAAAAGGAACUAGUGAUCAGGAAAGAAAUCGGUGACAAACAAGGAGAAGCAUAUGCUUACGGACAUCUAGGAACUGUGUUUAAAUCUGUUGGUCAAUAUACCAAGGCAGAAGAAUACAUUCAGAAAUCACUAGUGAUCAGGAAAAAAAUCGGUGGCAAGAAAGGAGAAGCGUCAGGUUACGGAAAUCUAGGAACUGUUUUCAUAUCUGUUGGUCAAUAUACCAAGGCUGACGAUUGCUUCCAAAAAGCACUAGUGAUCACGAAAGAAAUCGGUGACAAAGAAGGAGAAGCAUCAGAGUACGGAAACCUAGGAACUGUGUUCCUAUCUGUUGGUCAAUAUACCAAGGCUGAAGAAUACCUUCAGAAAGCACUAGUGAUCAGGAAAGAAAUCGGUGACAAACAAGGAGAAGCAACUGCUUACGGAAAUUUAGGAAAUGUGUUUCUUUCUGUUGGUCAAUAUGCCAAGGCUGAAGAAUACGUUCAAAAAGCACUGACGAUCUACGAGGAAAUCGGAGACAAACGUGGUGUUGGAGCCUCAUACUUAAAUCUGGGAAAACUUUGUCGAGAAUUUCAGCUUAAUGCGAAGAGUCAAGAAUAUGCUAAUAAAGCACUUGAGAUAAGUUGCGAAAUAGGGGACAUUGAAUUGCAGUUUGACAGCCACCUUAACAUCGCUCUGAACGUUUUAGUGGCAAAAGGAAGCAUAAAUGAACUACGGCUACGGAACUAA
Porites lobata is the source of this 2169-nucleotide messenger RNA. Lineage: Eukaryota; Metazoa; Cnidaria; Anthozoa; Scleractinia; Poritidae. The record is from the annotation of a GenBank genome assembly.